CACUGCUUCCUCACCACAGCUCACGAGCUCAAAGGCGCCUAGGCAUCCGUGGUCAGACCUACCUCCCUCCCGGCACUCGUCAAUGGCGGCGUCCACCAUGGCACUCUCCUCCCCUGCUCUCGCCGGCAAGGUGGCCAAGGUGUUCGGCGAGGGCCGCAUCACGAUGCGCAAGACGGCGGCCAAGCCCAAGCCCGCCGCGUCCGGCAGCCCGUGGUACGGCGCCGACCGCGUGCUCUACCUCGGCCCGCUGUCCGGCGAGCCGCCGUCGUACCUCACCGGCGAGUUCCCCGGCGACUACGGGUGGGACACCGCCGGGCUGUCGGCUGACCCGGAGACGUUCGCCAAGAACAGGGAGCUGGAGGUGAUCCACUGCCGGUGGGCCAUGCUCGGCGCGCUCGGGUGCGUCUUCCCGGAGCUCCUCGCCCGCAACGGCGUCAAGUUCGGCGAGGCCGUCUGGUUCAAGGCCGGCUCCCAGAUCUUCAGCGAGGGCGGCCUCGACUACCUCGGCAACCCCAGCCUGAUCCACGCGCAGAGCAUCCUCGCCAUCUGGGCCUGCCAGGUCGUGCUCAUGGGCGCCGUCGAGGGGUACCGCAUCGCCGGCGGCCCGCUCGGCGAGGUCGUCGACCCGCUCUACCCCGGCGGCAGCUUCGACCCCCUCGGCCUGGCCGAUGACCCCGAGGCGUUCGCCGAGCUCAAGGUGAAGGAGAUCAAGAACGGCCGCCUCGCCAUGUUCUCCAUGUUCGGCUUCUUCGUCCAGGCCAUCGUCACCGGCAAGGGGCCCCUCGAGAACCUGGCCGACCACCUCGCCGACCCCGUCAACAACAACGCCUGGGCCUACGCCACCAACUUCGUCCCCGGCAAGUGAGCGGCUUUCCGGCGAGCGACGGCGGCGGACUAUGCAAAUGCAGCGACUUGAGUACUUUGAUUCAGGCUGCGGUGAGGAAAGCUUUGCGCGAUGUUCUCCUCUUCCCGCGCACCCGUAUUUGCUUCGUUCGUUCAGAUUGUGUAAAAUAAUGUUAUCCGAUUGAUGGAAAAAAAGGGAUAAUGGACCUGCUUGUGUAAAAUGAUGUUAAAUUUAUCUUAAAAAAAUGAUGUUACAUGAUUCGUUCCCAGGAAA
Messenger RNA from Oryza brachyantha (malo sina), 1117 nucleotides. Its product is annotated as chlorophyll a-b binding protein 2, chloroplastic. Gene Ontology annotation, biological process: photosynthesis, light harvesting in photosystem I; response to light stimulus. Gene Ontology annotation, cellular component: chloroplast envelope; plastoglobule; chloroplast thylakoid membrane. Lineage: Eukaryota; Viridiplantae; Streptophyta; Magnoliopsida; Poales; Poaceae. Bases 83 to 865 code for a protein of 260 amino acids. The record is from RefSeq and is a predicted model, not a curated record. The transcript has a single exon.